AAACCAUCCAAGAAUUGCGGGAUAUCGCAAACAAGUUGAGAAUUCACUCUAUCGAAGCCACGCAGGCCAGCAAAUCCGGUCGACGUCAUGUAACGAGCCGAAGAGGUAGGGAGAUAUUCGCACAGUCAAUUCAUUUGCCGGGACUCUUCUCGCCAGCAGUCGCGAUCGAACGCUCAUUGUCCCGACGCCACGACGCAGAUUUUAAGACCCACGUGUAUUUUAAUUCACAAUGGUACGAGAUACGAACAUGGAAAAACUCCAAGAUCUCGCUAAUAAGCUGCGUAUCGAGUGCAUACAAGCAACUGAAGCAUCAAAAAGCGGGCAUCCAACAUCAUGUUCGUCGAUGGCAGAAAUUAUGUCUGUUCUUUUUUUCCAUACAAUGCGUUACAAGGUAUCAACACCGCGCGAUCCAAACAAUGAUAGAUUUGUCCUCAGCAAAGGCCAUGCGGCUCCAAUUCUUUAUGCAGCAUGGGCAGAAGCAGGCUUGUUUCCAGCUAACGAAUUAUUGAACUUGAGAAAGUUUGAUAGCGAUUUGGAGGGUCAUCCUACGCCAAGACUCAAUUUUGUGGACGUAGGAACUGGUUCACUAGGACAAGGCCUUUCCAUUGCCGCUGGCAUGGCUUAUGUCGGAAAGAAUUACGAUAAAGCCAGUUAUCGUGUAUAUUGUUUGAUUGGUGAUGGAGAAGCGGCAGAAGGUUCCAUUUGGGAAGCUCUCCAUUUUUCAUCCUACUAUAAGUUGGAUAAUCUCUGUGCCAUAUUUGACAUCAAUCGUCUUGGACAAAGCGAGCCGACCUCACUGCAACAUAAUAUGGAAGUUUAUCGCAAAAGACUAGAGGCCUUUGGUUUCAAUGCUUUAGUUGUAGAUGGUCAUGAUGUUGAAGAAUUAGCAAAAGCCUUCCAUGGAGCACAAAAUACGAAAGGACGUCCCACUGCCAUUUUAGCUAAGACUUUUAAGGGCAAAAACUUCCCUGAAGUCGAAGAUCUAGAAAAUUGGCAUGGCAAGCCUUUGGGUAAUAAGGCAAAUGAAGUUAUCCAGCAUCUGCGAGGACUUUUGAAAAAUUCCGGUCCUCUUGGAUUACACCCACAAAAGCCACUUGUAGAAGAUGCUCCUCUUGUAGAUAUCAGCAACGUUAAAUUAGCUUCACCUCCAAAUUACAAGCUAGGUGAAGAAGUAGCCACCAGAUUGGCGUAUGGCACAGCUCUUGCGAAGUUGGCGAAGAAUCAUCCUCGUGUCAUAGCUCUUGACGGUGAUACAAAGAAUUCUACUUAUGCUGAUAAGAUAAAAGCAGUUGAUCCAGCUAGAUUUAUCGAAGGAUUUAUUGCUGAACAAAAUGUUGUGGGUGUUGCGAUUGGUACCGCUUGUAGAGACCGUGCUGUCGCAUUCGUGUCCGCUUUUGCGACAUUCUUCACGCGUGCCUUUGAUCAGAUUCGUAUGGGUGCGAUAUCUCAGACAAAUGUAAAUUUUGUUGGUUCGCAUUGCGGCGUGUCUAUUGGUGAAGACGGUCCUUCGCAGAUGGGUUUGGAAGACAUCGCGAUGUUCCGCACGGUACCAGGUUCCACUAUCUUUUAUCCCAGCGACGCUGUGUCAACGGAGCGCGCCGUAGAAUUAGCAGCAAAUACCAAAGGCAUUUGCUUCAUUCGCACUUCUCGUCCUGCUACGGCGGUUUUGUACAACAAUAAUGAGCCGCUGGAAAUUGGUAAAGCCAAGGUGGUCAAAUCAUCCCCGAAAGAUCAAGUACUUGUGAUCGGCGCUGGUGUAACAUUACAUGAGGCGAUUAAGGCGGCCGAUGAAUUGGCCAAGGCUGGACUAUUUAUUCGCGUGAUUGAUCCAUUCACGAUCAAACCCAUUGAUGCGCAAACAAUUAUAAAGAAUGCCAAGGAAGUUGGCGGCAAAAUUAUCACUGUUGAAGAUCAUUAUCCGCAAGGUGGUCUGGGAGAAGCGGUUCAAUCCGCAGUUAGUUUGGAGAAAAACAUAAUAGUGAAGAAACUGGCUGUACAAGAUAUACCGCGUUCUGGACCGCCUACGGUGCUUCUCAACAAUUACGGCAUUAGUGCCCGUAAUAUCGUCACGGCAAUACAGGAGAUUUUAAAAUAUUAGCCAUUAUGAUUAGAGAUCAUGCUGGUGAGAUCAACGAAGAGCUGCCUAUGUACAAAUAACAAAUCUAUUUUUUCAAAGCACAAAUCUCGACGAAGUAUACGUGAUGAAACAUUCCAUCUUUAAAGCGCCUAUAAAACUAUAAAGUAGAUUAAAAUUCAUAUAAUUUUGACAGAAUUCAAUUUCUGAUGUUUAAAGGUAUAUGAAAAUCUAUAUUCAAAUUACAAUUUAACGACUUAAUUAUCUUCAAACUUCUGUCUUUUGAAAUGCCUAACAAUAGUUAGAUAGGCAUUUAUCUAAGCAAAAAUGACGUUUAUUUUUUGAAAAGUAUCUUUACAUACAUGUAAAAUUUAUACAGGAGUAAAUUUGUGAACAAGUUUAUACAUUUUUAUGAUAUAAGGAAGGAAUUUAUUCCUUAAGAAAAUUUUAUAUUCGAUAUAUUUGACGUUUUAUAUUAAAAAUAUAUUUGUUUUUGUUGCACAAAAUGAAAGAAUAAAAUAUCAAAAUUAUUAGAUUAUUAUAAAACAUCCAGUAAAAAUAGGAGAAAAUUGAUUCUAUUUUGCCAUUGAGCAGUCUAUUCCAUUCUUUUAGAUUUAUAAAUUAUUUAUGAAAAGAUUAUAAAAAAUUUGUUAUUCUAUUAAUGUUAUAUUUUUAUGAAAUAAUUCUUUAUUUAUGUGCAACAAAAAUUUUGAUAUCAAAAGAAAAUUAAUAUAUUCAUGAAAUUUAAAACAUGUAUGUUAGGUGUAUUAUUUUUUUGUAAGGAUAUAGAUUUAUUUUGCUGAUAUAUGUGUGUCAAAGAACUAAGGAGCGGUAUUUUUGUUUGGUAUUUUUACAGUUUCUUACAGCACAACUUUUUUGAACGGAAUUUAUAUAUUUCAAUAAAAAAUGGGCAAAUAUUUUCAGAGUA
Molecule: messenger RNA, 3002 nt
Organism: Linepithema humile (Argentine ant)
Lineage: Eukaryota; Metazoa; Arthropoda; Insecta; Hymenoptera; Formicidae
Product: transketolase-like protein 2
Molecular function (GO): transketolase activity; thiamine pyrophosphate binding
Source: RefSeq, a predicted model, not a curated record